AUGUAUCAUGUUGUUAGCUUCAUGGAGGAUGAUGGUGCGUUGUCAGUAGUUCCAUCAAACUGGUUAAAAGGCGACAACACAGCUUGGCCACCCUAUAAAGGCACCAAGCUGAGAAAGGCUGUCAAAGAUUGCGAAAAGCCCUCCGCUGGCUGGGCUUUACUCCCAUGCAGAGCCAUGGGAUCAUCUUCGACAUACGGAGAUGCCAAGCGCAAAGAAAAAAAAGCAGAGGAGACAUCCGACCUUGCGACAGAAGAAGAAGGGUCGCAGAAAAGAAAGAGAAAACCACCUCGGCACAUCUUGUCAUCAUCCGAGGAUGAGCAAGAAAGUGAACCAGUUGCGCAACAUGGACAUGGCAACCCACAAGCAUCGACUUCUACAUUCAUUCCGGCUCCUGCGCCUCCAAAAAUGCCUGUCCCUCAGAAUCAGCAGCCCCCUUCGUCCAGUUCUGCGAAUGUUCCUGGAGCUAAACGUAAGCGAACAGUACAGCUAUUCUUGAAAUUAUCAGGAUUCCAGGCAGAGGUGCUUCGACUGCUUGGAGGCAUUGCGGCGCAGCUCCAGAGCCAAGCUAAAAUAUUGAGACAGCUGGAGGCACAACGUCAUGAGCCCAAGAAACCAACUACGAUCCGUGCGGUCCUCCACCUUCUGCCACUCUCAUCUCAUGAGGACGUUGCACAGUUGGAGACACUUCUGCAGGAGGAUGAGAACAAAGAAGCCCUUAUUGCUCACCUCGCGCUCAUUGAAGGUUCGUCGGUGCAAGAUGUCACGCGCUCUGUAAUGAAACGGUGCAUGCUAGAUGCUCUUGCAAAGAACUACUGCAUGACUGGAAGAAAGGGGAAACUACGUAUGGAGCACCUCCAGCUUGUUUGUGUGGUGACAGGGGCAGUACACAGAUGUUUUGAGCAAAAGAAGAAAAAUGGUGAGGAAGCCAUUGUAGUUCAGAAAAACACAACGCUGAAAGCCAUUGCUGAUUGGCUGAGAUAUGCAGCGGCCCGCGUUAAGAAAACGGAGGGCGCUGCCUCUGCCUAGAGGUGACAUUGUAGAA
This is a messenger RNA of Ixodes scapularis (black-legged tick), 1042 nucleotides long. RefSeq lists its product as uncharacterized. Bases 1 to 1026 code for a protein of 341 amino acids. Lineage: Eukaryota; Metazoa; Arthropoda; Arachnida; Ixodida; Ixodidae. The record is from RefSeq and is a predicted model, not a curated record. The transcript is spliced from 6 exons.